This is a messenger RNA of Hippopotamus amphibius kiboko, 5066 nucleotides long. It is a transcript of the gene IL20RA, whose product is annotated as interleukin 20 receptor subunit alpha. The record is from RefSeq and is a predicted model, not a curated record. Gene Ontology annotation, molecular function: interleukin-20 binding. Lineage: Eukaryota; Metazoa; Chordata; Mammalia; Artiodactyla; Hippopotamidae. Bases 3152 to 4963 code for a protein of 603 amino acids. The transcript is spliced from 10 exons.
AUUUUAAGAAGUAGUCUCAACCUUAAAGCCCUACUUGCUCUCCAGCACCAACAGCACUAUUUCAAAACAUGUUUAAACACAUAGAUUUACUUAUUGAGGUGUGGCUAUAAAGAAAUAGCACGCUUUUUAUGUAUGACUCAUAUAUCGCUUAUCCAUAUAAAUGUUCACAUACUUGGCAGGGAGAGCAGAUACUGACGGAUCGUGUCCCAGAUUCAGAAAAUGUCUGGUCUGUGAGAGCAGGGCCUUCUGUGUGUUUCUGUCCUCUGCUGCACCCUAGUAACGAUCAGUUUCUGGUUCUAGUAGGUGCCCAGUAAUGAGGCUGAAUGAAUGAUGUGACUACGUACACUUCCGCCAGGAAGAGCUUCAGUGAAGGAGAAAUACUUGGGUUUUCCUCACUGAAUUCCAUGUGUGCGCGCACACAUAUUUGUAUUCACACUGAGAAAAGAUGGGGGAAGCAGCGCACGAAGCAUUUGCAUUUUUAAGAAUUGAACUCCUCAUUGAAGUGCUUACAUUUCUGCUUAGAAGCAAUCCUCUGUAACAUGCAAACUUUGUAACGAUCGUACAAUCUCUUCUUCCCGCAGCACUGCUCCUUGAAGCAUUCCUGAAAGGCAGUAAGUGAGUGUCCUAGGAGAGAGCCCUGUUGUCCUCAGAGCACUUGGGCUCCAGCAGCCUCUGAAUGGCUGGAUAACCACAGGCAAAUCCGUCCACCUCUCUGGGCCUCUGUUUAGCUGUAAAAGGAGAAUAGUAACCGUGGAGGACAGUGCUGAGCUAAUAAUUACUGAGCUCUUUCUUUGUACCAGACGCUACGUUAGGAACCUUAUUUAAUCAUCCCAACAAGCCUAUGAGGCAGAUAAUAUUAUUGUUUUAUUUUGCAAAUGAGGAAGUUGAGUACAGAAGCUAAAUAACUUACUUCAGCGCACACAGCUUAAGUAAGCAGUAAAACAGGGAGUAGGCCCCAGUGUGGCUCUAGAACUCUUGCUCUUACAACUUCUCUCUGACCUACUCACGUAAACAGUUAUUCGAAGCCAAUGAGAUAAGGCAGGUGGCAGUGCCCUGUAUAACAUACUAUACGUAUACUGUUCUCUGUAAUAAUAUUCUAUUACAGGGAAACAGAGGCCGCACACAAGUACAGCAGCAAGUGGGCAGAGGGGUGAUAAACAGUCGCAGGACUGGUAGAGGAAGACGAUCAAGUUCAGAGGAGCUAACGUUAACUCCAAACUGUACUCUCUCCUUUAUAGAAGACAGUUAAGUAUAUCUUCUCAGGUAAAUAGUUCCUGAAUCACAUUUUAAGUGUUGUUUAGAUGAUUCGCUCUUUAAGGGCACUUGAUAUGUGAUCGGGGGGAAAGAGAAGUUAAUAUCUUUUCAGGAGAAAUACUUUAUAAUUGAAGACAAAAGAAAGCAUGCCCUUCCUUUCAGCACGAUGAAGUUAGAGCAAUACUUCAUCUGUUUAAAGGCAGUGACACUGUUUGGCUCUCCUUUGGUGGAGGUUCAGAUGAGAUAUUUCCAAUUUUUGCUUCCUGAAAUUGAUUAAUCACCCUCUGGUGCUUUUUGUACAUUAACUGCUUUUAACCCUGUUUCCCACAAGAGAAAACUCAUUCAAGAGGUGAUUCUUCUUUUCCUUUUUUGGUCUUACAAACACAGUAAGGUAUUUUCCUAUUUCGAAAGACACUUGGAAGAUGUAGGAACCACUUGCCGUGGGCUGCUCUUCCUUCAUUAAAAAGCAUCUGUUGAGUAUCUUCUGAUGGUGCUAAUCCCCUGUGUAUAGUGUAAGCUUCCCAGGGUGAUUUCAAGCUAUCAAGGUUUGGUGGUUCAGGCUGUGUCACCCUCAUCCCAGAUCCCCGUGUGAAUCCAGGUCCUGCCCUGCCGAGACCAGCUCGGCGACUCGAGGUGAGUGACGGGUGCCGCAAGCUUAUGAAGAAGACACAGACACAGACUGAAGAGAAAAGUGGGACCGGGGGGCUCAAGACCUCUCGGAUCAAGAGCCCCGCUGACUCAUCCCAGGCUGCUUUUAUUGAGUUCGUGGGCUAACAUUCUCAGGUUACACUCAUAAACAGUCAAAGGCCUCACAUGAUUGAGGCAAUUAUCUUUGUUUACUUCCUGGGUCUGAGUUGAGCAGGUGUGGAUUUGAGCUGGGGGUGGAGAGCAAAACAGCCCUGGGGGCAGGAGACCUCUCUCAGAUAUUGGGGGUCUGUGCCCCACCCGUGUUGGCCCCUCUGCGACUGUGCCUGUCUUAGGUUGUUCCUCCCUUGAGGAAUCUUACCCGUCUCUGGCUAACCAGUCAUCCUCCAGGGCCAAACACGGUGAUAUAAGGAAGGUUCUAUGCACCACCUCUGUUGGCCCCUCUGCGGCUGUGCCUGUCUUAGGUUGUUCCUCCUCUGAGGAAUCUUACCCGUCUUUGGCUAACCAGCCAUCCCUCAGGACCAAACAGGGUGAUAUUAGUCUCCACGCCCCGCACCCUCAGCUCCUCCACUGCUCAAGAAUCCCAUCGCUCGGCCCACAUCAAAAAGGUUCCCGAAUGUCUUCCCACACUGCCCUGUCUCCACGAUUUAUGUGAGCCCCGUGGUCCCUGGUUAGUUCAGGGUAUUUAUUUGCCAGCCACUGGGGAUACAAAGACUCUUAUAAGACAUGGUGCCCAGCCUCAAACAGCUCAGAGCCUAGUGAUUCCUUCACUGCUUCAUCUUCAGAAAGACAAAUGGGGCUGGAGGGCUGGAGACGUUCUCUGGGCAAAGCUGGGCAGGGCUUCCUCAAUACGAAGGUUCCCUAGUUAGUUAUGAGCUUGAGAAACUUGAAUGGUCCCAAAGGGAAGUCCCCCACAGUGAACACGUUUGACUGUUCAGCCUCUUGCAGUCUGGUGGUUUUCCUCAGGAGUGAAUGGAUGUACUUUCCAUAACGGGCACGUCGGAAAGCCUCAGCCCUAGAAGAGAGGGGUCUGGGUCAUCACGAGACUGAUUACCUUUGAAGGACCCAAGAGGCAACACAGGACUUUUUCUUUAUGGUGCUGCAACGUAGCUGAAGCUGGGCUAGAAGACUUUCUCAAAGACCAAGCUAUAACGAGAGGAAAAUAAACCCUGAGAGGGAACACAGGUCUAAAUGAUGUGACUUACAAGCUGUAGCUAACCCAUCAUUACUUCGGAGUUCAUUAGAGCUUCUCAUGCAGCUUCAGUCUGUGGUGCAUGGGGCUGCAGUGUCCACAGUGGCUUCAUUCUGGCCCCUUGGUUGGAAGACUGGGCUCAGCUGGGACGCUGGGACAGCUGAAACUCUCCCUCUUCACAUGGCCUCUCCAUAUGUUCCCUGUGUGUCUGGUGGUCUGCCUAAACCUACAAAUAUCACCUUCUUAUCUAUAAACAUGAAGAAUAUUCUACAAUGGAACCCACCACAGGGCCUACAAGGAGUGGAAGUUACUUAUACUGUGCAGUAUUUCAUCAGAUAUGGGCAAAAGAAAUGGCUGAAUAAAUCCGAAUGCAGAAAUAUCAGUAGGACCUACUGUGAUCUCUCUGCUGAAACUUCUGACUACGAACAUCAGUACUAUGCCAAAGUUAAGGCCAUUUGGGGAACAGAUUGUUCCAAAUGGGCAGAAACUGGACGAUUCUAUCCUUUUUUAGAAACACAAAUUGGCCCACCAGAUGUUGCUCUGACUACUGAUGAGAAAUCCAUUUCUAUUGUUCUGACGGCUCCAAAGAAGUGGAAGAAAAAUCCAGAAGAAAGCUCUAUAUCCAUGCAACAGAUAUACUCUAAUCUGAAGUAUAAUGUGUCCGUAUAUAAUACUAAAUCAAAUAGAACGUGGUCGCAGUGUGUGACAGACCACACGCUGGUGUUCAGCUGGCUCGAGCCAGACACUCUGUACUGCGUCCUCGUGAAGUCCUUCGUCCCAGGCCCUUCUCGCCACUCUCAGCCUUCUGAGAAGCAGUGUGUCAGUACUUUGAAAGCAGGACCUGGAAGGGAGUUACUGCCGUUCUCAGCACAUACCAGCUCAGCCGCCUCCCUACACACAUCCCCAAGCUCCAGACCUACCAGAAAGCCUGGCCAACUGUAUCAAACAUCAGCAUUGAAGGUUAAAAUCAUCUUCUGGUAUAUUUUGCCCAUAUCUAUUACUGUGUGUAUUUUUUCUGUGAUGGGCUACUCCAUGUACAGAUAUACCCACGUCAGCAAAGAGAAAUACCCAGCAAAUCUGAUUUUGAUUUAUGGAAAUGAAUUUGACAAAAGAUUCUUUGUACCUGCUGAAAAAAUUGUGAUUAACUUUAUCACCCUCAGUAUUUUGGAGGAUUCUAAAACUUCUCAAAAGGAUAUGAGUGUAAUGGAAAAAAGCAAUGAUGUAUCAGACCUGAAUGAGCCCAGUGAGGACCAGGAGCCCCACUGGGAGGAAAUGGAGGUGAAACACUUGGGGUAUGCUUCACACGUGGUGGACAUUGUAUGUGACUCUGAGAAAAGCAUCAAAGGGACUUCCUUAACCCAGCAAGAGCCACCCAGCCGAACAAUGCCCACAGAUAAAACAGUCAUCGAAUAUGAAUAUGAUGUAAGAACUAGUGUCAUUUCUUUGGGGCCUGGAGAUCAGGAGUUCAAUUUGCAGGAGGAGGUGUCCCUACAAGGAAAGUUAUUUGAUCAACAGACAACUUUAGCAGACUUGGGUCCACAAACACGGCUGUAUUCAUAUACUCCUCAGCUCAGAAACUUGGACCACCUGCCGCAGGGGCACGUGGACACAGAGGAGGAGCCAGAGGAAGAGCCAUCGAUCACACUGGUCGAUUGGGACCCUCAGACUGGCAGGCUGUGUCUACCUUCAUUAUCCAGCUUUGAACACAGCUCAGAGGGAUGUGGGCAUCCUGAGUCUGAGAGGCUCCGGGAGGAGGGUCUCUUGUCUAGACUCUACCAGGACCAGCCUCCAGACAAGGCACCGGAGAAAAAUGAAGCGUAUCUCAUGCAGUUUAUGGAGGAAUGGGGAUUAUAUGUACAAAUGGAAGACUAACUUUCAAACUUCCCUUAGCCAGACCUCUACGGUUACAGAACACGUGAGUACAAACAGAUAAGUGACCGAACAAUAAAGAACCUGAGACAGAUGUUUGCUCAGA